UGGACCGGCUUGCAGCGGCUUUGGACACCUCGCCCACGGGAUGGAUGCAUUGCUGUACAACUCCCCAGUGGCCGGGAGAGCUUCUCCAGAUGCUCAUUGCCAACGGGGCUCCCCGGGAGUCCUGGUCCCGGGACUCGGGCUCUUUGCUGCGGUCCGAGAGCAAUUCCACAGCAAAGAAGUGGCGGUGUCGGUCCGAAGACCUGUCUUCCAGCUGGACAUCGGGGUGCUGUGGCUGCAGGACCUCCAGUCGCCCACCGACAUCAUCCCCGACGAUGUCAAGAUUGAGCGGCUGAACUACCGGCAGCUCUCGCGAGCCACCGGCAUCUCGCUGCACGUGGUGCAGCGCUGCGUGCGAGAGACCGUCCUCUUGUACUGUCACCUCCUGAGGAACAAGGCGCACGUCUCAUUCGCCUUCAAGAACAUCGGCGUUAUGACGUACGAGGACGACUUCCUCUGCAUGAGGUUCUUGUCCAGCUGCAUUACAACGCUGGAGAGCAAUGCCAGCCUGACUGCACUGCUCCACACUAGAAUUUGGCCGGCCCGUUCUGCUGACUUCGGGUCAGAGACUACCGCUCAUGGAAUCCAGGUGUUGCCGAGGUUUCAGCUCGCUGUGAAAAAGAGCAGAGCAGAGGCCGCCGCAGAAAGGAACGCUGCAGUGGCGCGGAAGAUGAGUAGAGGGGGCACUGCCGGCAGGCUGCUACAGAAGCGGAAGACACUUCCCCCCUCCAUGCUGCUGCAAUACCAGGCAGGCUCAAGGCAGCAAGAUGUGGCAAAGAAGCCUUCUGCCAGCGUGCUCCCGCCGUGUGCAGGCAGCUCCCACGGGAGAAAGCAAGCAGGACAGAAGGAACCAUCUACUCCUGCCCAGACCAGCACUGCACUCCCUGCGACAGAGGACUCUAAGAGAGUGCUGCAGGAGCUCCGGGAAGUGUCUGCCCUGUGGAAUGAAGCAGACCGCACGUGGCCCGUGUACCAGCAGCAGGUAGAGCAAACGCGGGCAGAAAGAGCGGCAUGGGAAGGCUGGAGUGCAGGGGAGGACCAGCCUCCACUGCAGCGGUUUGCCAGUGCGAGCGUGUGGGCUCCGCGUCCUCCAGCCCAGCCCCGGGGACAGCAAGUGAGGAGGAGGUGGAGGAAGGAUGUGGAUCCUCCGCCGGGAAGUAAAAUGGGAACAGCGACCAAGCUGGCACUGCAUGCCGACCUCCUCUCCCCGCGAGCAGCUCAGGUGCUCCAAAGGUUGGAGCCCCACCUCCAUCAGCAAGAGGCUUUUGCUGACACCGCGGAAAGAAACCGGCAGAAGCUGGAGCUGAAGCGGCAGCUCCCCUGUGCUCGAUGCUCGUACCGCUCCAGAGGGGAAGGUGCUGGCAACAGUGCUGGAGCUGUCGGCAAGGGGGCUGGGAAGCUGUCCGGAUUUCCACCUGUGAAUGGCAAAUCGUAGAAUCAAAGACUUGUAGAAUGGCCUGGGUUGAAAAGGACC
Messenger RNA from Gallus gallus (chicken), 1471 nucleotides. Its product is annotated as coiled-coil domain-containing protein 81-like. The transcript has 11 exons. Bases 41 to 1432 code for a protein of 463 amino acids. NCBI's taxonomy places the organism in Eukaryota, Metazoa, Chordata, Aves, Galliformes, Phasianidae. The record is from RefSeq and is a predicted model, not a curated record. Gene Ontology annotation, cellular component: centrosome.